This is a messenger RNA of Octopus sinensis (East Asian common octopus), 3122 nucleotides long. RefSeq names its product DNA replication licensing factor mcm4-A-like. Gene Ontology annotation, cellular component: nucleus; MCM complex. NCBI's taxonomy places the organism in Eukaryota, Metazoa, Mollusca, Cephalopoda, Octopoda, Octopodidae. The record is from RefSeq and is a predicted model, not a curated record. Gene Ontology annotation, biological process: mitotic DNA replication initiation; double-strand break repair via break-induced replication; DNA strand elongation involved in DNA replication. Gene Ontology annotation, molecular function: single-stranded DNA binding; ATP binding; single-stranded DNA helicase activity.
CGCGGUUUCCUCGGUCACGUGGUGUCUGAAUUUUCGCGCGGUUUAUAUAGUUUGUUGCAGCCAGCAUUUAAGUUUCUUCGGAUUUUCAACGAAUUAUCGGUCGUCUAAUUACUUCAUUUGGAUCCUAUUCUUGUAUCUGACUAAAUAAUAUUCUCCUGUCAAGCCGAUAAAGAUAAAUUAUGUCUUCACCUACCAGUACCCCUGGAUCGCAACGGAGCAGGAGGGGUCGAAGCCAGGAACCUAACAGCCCUGAGGAGGGGAUGGCAACUCCUUCAAGGUCGCCCAACCACAAUGUUGCCACACCCAAAAGCGGGCAGAAGCGGAAGCCGGAUGAUGAAACCCCACGUUCCGUUCGGAGACGUCGUCUGGAUGCAUCCCCUGCUGAGGACCUGAUUCCCCUUCCUUCGUCUUCUUCACCACAUCCGGCUGCUGGAAAUGCUGGCGGUGAACCCGAUAUAUCUUUCACAUCAAGUCCUGCCAAUAUUCGAACAGGCGGCUUAAAUACUAGUGAACUGGACUUGAGCUCUCCCCUGAACUAUGGUACCCCAGCCACCCCUAAGACGCCUGGACUUGGAAGUACCCCAAUACGUCAUCGGUCAGACAUUCGAAGUGACCGCAGAAUGAAGCAAGUGGACAUUGGUGGUUCUGAUGCUGUGGACGGUGGAGUCCCCAGCAGUGAAAUCAGUGCCGAUGGCCCCCAGUUGGUGAUAUGGGGCACGGAUGUUGUUGUAAACCAAUGCAAGGAGAAGUUUAAGCGUUUUGUGUGUCGCUACAUGGAUGAGGUUGUUGCUGAAGAUGAGGUCUUCGAAGGAAUUGACCCGAAAAAGCCAUAUUAUUUGCAACGACUAGAAGAGAUCGGUGUGUCCGGUGACCCAUUCCUGUGCAUCAACUGCGCUCACCUCAAGAAAUUCGACGCAGACCUCUACCGACAGCUGAUCUGCUACCCCCAGGAAGUGGUGCCGACCUUUGACAUGGCCAUCAACGAGAUGUUCUUUGGAUUCCCAGACACCACUCUGGAACACCAGAUCCAGGUCCGACCAUACAAUGCGGAAAAGACGAAGAAUAUGAGGUCAUUGAACCCAGAAGAUAUCGACCUGUUGGUCACCAUAUCCGGCAUGGUGAUCCGUCUGUCUUCGCUGAUCCCGGAAAUGAGGGAAGCCUUCUUCAAAUGCUACGUCUGCGGAAAUAGUGUCUCCGUUGAGAUUGACCGGGGUCGUAUUGCGGAACCCAACCUCUGCACCAACUGCAACACAAACCAUUCCUACGCCCUGGUGCACAACCGGUCACAUUUCUCGGACAAACAGAUGAUCAAGCUUCAAGAAUCUCCAGAGGACAUGCCACCGGGUCAGACGCCGCACACCAUAUUACUCUACGCUCACAACGACCUCAUCGACAAAGUCCAACCUGGGGAUCGCAUCACGGUGACCGGCAUCUACCGUGCCACGCCAUUCCGGGUCAACCCACGUCAGCGCAACGUCAAGGCCGUCUACAAGACGCACAUAGAUAUUGUCCACUUUCGAACCGUCGACACCAAAAGACUGCACAUGGACAGGGAUGACGGCAGAGAUAAAAGUAAAUUCAGGAUGAGUCCUGGCAGGAUUGAAGAAUUGAAGAAACUCUCCGAAACCCCUGAUAUUUAUGAGCGUUUGGCCAAAGCCAUCGCUCCAAGUAUUUAUGAGAAUGAAGACAUCAAGAAAGGAAUAUUGAUGCAGUUAUUUGGUGGUGCCAAAAAAGACUUCACAAACACUGGCCGUGGCAAAUUCAGGUCUGAAGUGAAUGUCCUUCUGUGUGGUGACCCAGGCACAAGCAAGUCUCAGCUGUUGCAGUAUGUACACAAUUUGGUCCCUCGGGGACAGUACACGUCCGGAAAAGGAUCCAGUGCUGUUGGUCUUACUGCUUACAUCACUCGGGACCCAGAGACCAGGCAGUUGGUGUUGCAGACGGGUGCUUUAGUCCUCAGUGAUAACGGUGUCUGCUGUAUUGAUGAAUUUGAUAAAAUGAAUGAAAGUACCAGGUCCAUUCUUCACGAGGUUAUGGAACAACAAACGCUAUCCAUUGCCAAAGCUGGCGUUAUCUGUUCCCUAAAUGCCCGGACAUCGAUCCUUGCUGCCGCCAAUCCCGUGGAAUCUCAAUGGAACAAGAAUAAGACCAUAACUGAAAACAUUAUGUUACCUCACACCCUGCUCUCCAGAUUCGACCUCAUCUUCCUUCUCCUUGACCCUCAAGACGAGAUGUUUGACCGGCGCCUCGCUGCCCACUUGGUCUCCCUCUACUUCCAGAGUAAAGAAGACGCUGAAGGAGAAAUUAUGGAUAUGAGCGUUUUACGCGACUACAUCGCUUAUGCCAAGAGCUACAUUGAACCAAAGAUUAGCGAGGAGGCUGGUCAGGCCUUCAUCCAAGCCUACGUGGACAUGCGCAAAGUGGGGAGCUGCCGUGGCCAGGUAUCGGCGUACCCACGGCAACUGGAGUCUCUCAUCCGAUUGGCCGAGGCCCAUGCGAAAAUGAGGUUCUCAAACGUCGUGGAAGUCCCCGAUGUCGAAGAAGGAAAGAGGUUGUACAAAGAGGCUUUGAAACAAGCAGCAGUGGACCCGUCGACAGGGAAGAUAGACGUCACCAUCCUAACAACUGGAAUCAGUGGGGCAGCGCGGAAGAGGAGGGCCGAGAUCAAACAGAGCCUGAAGAAGCACAUCAAAGAAAAGGGGAAGGCGCCAACCUUGCAGUACCAGAAACUGCUGGAAGCAUUCCGAGAGGAAUCAGAUUCCCCCAUCACCAGAGAACUAUUUGACGAUGCCCUCAGAGAUCUACAAGACGAAGACUUCCUGGUCGUCACAAACCGCCUCAUCCGUCUUUGCCAGUAACAGACAUCCAUUCCCAGACAUUGUUCUUCUUGGGGCAUUCCGGAAGGUUCUUUAUUCGCAUGUAAAACGGUGAACUCGAUAAUAGUGAUUUUCUGUGAUUAACGAUCGACUGGUUGUUAAAUGAGCAAAAAAAGAAAAAUGUUCUGAUAAAAAAAAAAAAAAUUCAUUCCCUUUAUUUGUGUAUGUCCUGUCAAAAAAACCCAUUAUUUCAUGUCCUGGGUAAGUCAAACUUAAUUUUUUUAUCUAUGUCCAGAUAAAAAAAAU